This is a messenger RNA of Penaeus monodon (black tiger shrimp), 4255 nucleotides long. RefSeq names its product eukaryotic translation initiation factor 5-like (gene eIF5). NCBI's taxonomy places the organism in Eukaryota, Metazoa, Arthropoda, Malacostraca, Decapoda, Penaeidae. Gene Ontology annotation, cellular component: cytosol. The record is from RefSeq and is a predicted model, not a curated record. The coding region runs from base 895 to 2280 and encodes 461 amino acids. Gene Ontology annotation, biological process: translational initiation; formation of cytoplasmic translation initiation complex; formation of translation preinitiation complex. The transcript has 15 exons. Gene Ontology annotation, molecular function: GDP-dissociation inhibitor activity; eukaryotic initiation factor eIF2 binding; translation initiation factor activity.
CACGCAUUAGGACUUUCUCCUUUCGCUUUCUCCGCGAACAAGAAUCUUGCCAUUCUCUCUCGCGAAGAGAAGCCUCGAAAAGCAAAGCUCAUCAGAAAUCGCAUUUAUUCUUCUUCCAUUAUCAUUGGUGUGGUCGUUCCUCGUAGGCUUUGGCUCGAAGGUCGCGUCCGGUCGAGCGUCGCCAUUCUGCCGUCUGCCUCCCGUGGACUCGGGCAAAGCCUCCUUUUAUUAGCACAGACCAAGCCCUAGACGGCACUUUCAUGAUUUUAUUCAGCUGGCACAAGGGACACAUAUCCCCCGGAAAUUGUAUAUUAUCAGUGGAGCCGUUGGGAGGCUUACUGACACAGUCUUGUAUGUGUGCACGCGCCUCAGACACUCCCCUUGAUAUUAGAAAUAGGCAGUUUUCUAGCAACCGGCAUCGUAAACUGCAACCAUUCAGGACUUCGUGACUUCAGCAAGCCACCCACCCAAAUUACGGACAUCAUCCUUUCGCUUACUGGCACUAGCUGUAUCGUGUGCUUUAUUUGGUUGUAGUAGCUGUUGUCCAUAUACGGACACCAAGAACCCACUUAUGCUGAACAAACACAAAAAGGAGAUACCAACUAAGAGACAAAGAACUUGGCAAGAAGCUCAUUACCCCAUGAGCAAUCAUCUCUCAAUACUCUGAAUGUGGCUCUCCUUUGCACCCCUCUGUCACUGCUGCAUACAAAAACUGCAGUGGAGUGAACAAGCCGCAUGAUAUCCCAGUGGCUGUCUUGACCCAGUGACUGGCUUGUCCAUUCCUUGUAUCACCACAUCACUUCCAUUCACUAAACAAGAUACUUCAAGUUGCUAAAAAAAAAAAAAAAAUUGCGGAAAUUUGUUCUUUGAAAAUCGUCAACAGGAACCGGCAAGAUGAGUUACAACGUCAACCGCAAUGUUAUGGAUGCCUUCUACCGGUACAAGAUGCCUAAGCUCAUGGCCAAGGUCGAGGGCAAAGGCAACGGCAUCAAAACGGUCAUUGUCAACAUGGUAGAUGUUGCAAAGGCUCUUGGACGUCCUCCUACCUACCCUUGCAAGUACUUCGGUUGUGAACUUGGAGCCCAAACUCAGUUUGACUACAAGAAUGACCGCUACAUCGUCAAUGGCUCUCAUGAUGCUGCAAAACUUCAGGAUCUUCUUGAUGGAUUUAUUAAAAGAUUUGUCCUUUGCCCUGAAUGUGAAAACCCUGAGACUGUCCUGUUCCCAAAUGAGAAGAAAGGCCACAUCAAACAAUCUUGUAAGGCCUGUGGAUAUCAAGGAAUGUUAGACAUGAGGCAUAAACUGACCACCUUCAUUGUCAAGAAUCCACCUGAAAUGAAGCCCAACCAACAGGGUACUUCGCUCACUAAAAGGAAGACUCACAGUAAGAAGGCUGAGAAUGGCCAUAAAAGUAGUCUGAGGCCAGGGUCUCCCCAUGCUGAUAAAUCAGAUGCUUCUGAUGCUGACUUGAAUGGUGAUGCUGAGGAAGAUGAUGAUGAAGACUGGGGAUUGGAUGUCAGUGAACAGGCUGUAAAGGCAAGACAAAAGACCUUGACUGCUGGAGUGAAAAAAAUGACUGUCUCAACCGAUAUUGAGAAGACCCAGAGUGAGCGUUUGGAAGUAUUCUUCGAGUACUGCAAGGGAAAGAAGGAAGCUGGUCUGUUGAAGCCAGGUGCAGAUGUGGCUGUGUUUAAGGACAUAGCAGCUGAAGCAGAGAGGUUGGACAUCAAAGAGAACAAGGCUGUUAUGGUUAUUGUAGAGCUGCUACUGGAUGACAACAUCAUUAAACAGAUCCCACAUUAUCGCAUUCUCUUGCUGCUUUUCACUCACGGCAACCCCAAGAGCCAGAAAUACUUCUUGGGUGCAGUUGAAAAACUAAUUGAAUUAAAGAAGGAACAACUCCUACCUAAAGUUCCAGUGAUAUUGAAGGCAAUGUAUGACCAUGAUGUUGUGGAAGAAGAGGUAUUGCUGGACUGGGGUAAGAAGACUUCAAAGAAGUAUGUAAGCAAGGAAGUUGCAGCUGAAAUCCAUGCAAAGGCCCAACCUUUCCUUAGAUGGCUGCAGGAGGCAGAGGAGGAGGAGACCACAGAAGAGGAAGAGGAGGAUGAUGUAGAGAUUGAGUAUGAUGACCGUGCAAGAGCCCAAUCUCUCAAAGAACAAGAGAGCAAGAAUUUAGGUGAAGCAAAGCCCAUUGUGGCUGAAGCACCCAAGAUUGUUGCUCCUGGUGAUGAUGAGGAAGAGGAAGAUGACGAGAGCGACUUGGAUAUUGAUAAUAUUUAAACCUGUAAAAGUAUAUGUAACCUACUCAUACCGGUACACAAGUUCACUGAAUAACAUAUACGGUUUGAAUUAUUCGGUACGUUUUUCCUUUGAAGAGGUGGUUCAACAUUCAUCAAUUUGGUAAUCUGUUGGUUUGUAAGGAAGAAAGCUGUUGGCCCAACUCAGUUGUGUUGAAUGGUCUUUGGCUACUUGAUACUUUAUAUUUCUCUUAUAGAUUGUUUCAAAGGAUUGCUAUAGAAAUCUGGAACCAUGAAACCAUGCUUUCCUCCAGUUGGUAAACUCGAAUCUUGUUCCUUCAGAUCUUCAGCUUGCCAAAUAUUUGAAAUGUUCCAGGAUUAUUAUUCUAGUAGGUAAAAUACCAUCUAUGAGUAUAGGAUUAGUAAAUAUUUAAUCCUUUGGUAAAGAAUUAGUUGCAUACUACCCUUACUUAAACAAUGUAAAAGGUGUGAUUUUAAAGUUUUCUUUAGAAAAUCGAAGUCAGAAAGUAAUAGCUGAAUGGGUUUUCCUUGUGGCAGAUAGAAGUGACCUUCUAGAUGGUUCCUCUUGAAAGAAAUCCUGGAUGUUGAGUGGGAAAGGGUCAAAUAAAAGACCUUUUUUAUAGUUAAAGAAAAAGCUUUAUCCAAGAUUUUGCUUAUGAUUUUUGAAAUGUUUUUUGUUGUAAAAAUUACUUUAGACUUUCAUCACACAAAGCUUAUAACCAUUAUCACAAGCCUGCAUGUAAGACUAGUGAUAGUAGGCAACCUGGAGACCAUAAGCUCUCGAUAUGACGUCUCUAACUCAUUCAAGUAUUUGGUGUUUGGGACUCUUGCAAUUAGUCUGCUUAAUACAGUUUAUAUUUUAGCUCUUGUCUUAGUGUUCACUAAAAUUUUUUAAAUAUUACAGCUUGUGGGUUCUUUAUAAUGUAAAUCAGUACAUAGGUGGAGUGAAAUUUGAUAUCGGUGUUCUAAAUUAUCUCAAAUUUUGCAAUACUAUAAACCUCCCAGUAAGUGUUGCGAUGGAUGAUAUCUGCUUGUGUGUAGAUUGGAGCAUCAGAGUUUUUCUUGUUUGCAAUUUUCACUUUAGAGUAAGAGAAAAUUCAUGAAAAUCUCGGGUCCUUCAGUUUAUGUACAUGUGGUGUGGCGGCUUCAUGUUUCUUUUCUUUUUUUUUUCUUUUUCUUUUUCUUUUUUCUUUUUUUUUCAACCAAGACUAGUAUAAGACUGUGAUGUUUAGUGAGGUAAGUAAGGGGGAAGUGUGAAAUGAUAUUUAGUCCCAUAUCCUUUUAAACUAGGAGGUGCAUUUCUGAAGUAUGAGGGUAAUUUGGUUGUAGUUAAUCCUUUAUUUUAUGGAUCAACUCCCCACUGCUUAUUUCAUGUGAUAGAAAGGGAAGUAUGGGAAGUCACUGAGAAGCUUAUGUAGAUGCACAAUCCAGGGGUUAAUCCAGUUACAAGUGAUUUCACUUGUGAAAAUAUUGAAAUGAACAUGGUGUUGAUGAUAUGGUAGACUUCCCAUGAACAUGGGUAAUGUAUGUAUUCAUAACUGAGGUAAAAAUGUUACAUGGAAAAGAAGUGUUUUUUUUCUUUGCUCAUUUAGUAUUGUUAGAUUUUAGUCUUGGCGAUUUCCAUUAAGGAUGUGUACAGCAGUUUGAAUGGUAUAUGGAUGAUACUAAAGUUCUCCACAUAAUGCCAUAUUAAUGUUGAAACCUAUAAAAUUUUAUUUUUUACAAAUAGAACUGAUUAAAUCUAUCAAAUUGCAAAGGUUGCAUUUUGUUUCCUCAGAACAGGAAAAGGAAAAUGUUUAAUUAUCCCAGAGAAUUGUCUGUAUUACGUGAUCUUGUGAUUGGGAUAAAAGGUAUUCAAAUAUUUUGUAAAAGUAAGGAAGGGACUGACCCAUGUCAAUGGAUUGAUUGUCACCCCCUCCCCUUAAUCUUUAUUUUAUUCAUUAUUCUUCUUCAAAGAUGUUAAUGUAUGGCUCUUUAAAUAAUUGUUGCAGCAUCCA